Durio zibethinus is the source of this 1423-nucleotide messenger RNA. RefSeq names its product transcription termination factor MTERF8, chloroplastic-like. Gene Ontology annotation, biological process: regulation of DNA-templated transcription. The record is from RefSeq and is a predicted model, not a curated record. Gene Ontology annotation, molecular function: double-stranded DNA binding. NCBI's taxonomy places the organism in Eukaryota, Viridiplantae, Streptophyta, Magnoliopsida, Malvales, Malvaceae.
AAACUGAAAUUGUGCUUAAAACCCUAACUAGCAGGUUUCUGUAGGUGUAGGCCAUGAAAUCGAAAGAACCCGGAUUUAUCAGCAACAAAUCGCAAGUCUCAAGGAAGUACAGUUGCAGUUGCAAGAUAAAACUGGUCUUACAGGCAAGUUUCUCAAUCCCAGACAUGUCUGAAUCUUGUAAAUUCUCUUUGUUAUGUUAAAAGAAAAUCAGCUAAAACAGUAAAACCUUGACAAAACCCCCAGGAAGGAAAAAAAAUGACAUCCCCUUUAGUCAGAACUCUUAUCUCACUUUCUCUCAAUAAAUCAUCCCGUUUUCAGAAACGCUUUUCCUGUUACUCCAUCUCUGUUGUUUUCUUUUCAUCUUCUACUACCCAGGAAUCAAAACCUUCCCUUUAUUUAGCUGAUCACUUUGUUAAGGAACACAACUUUUCCCCUGAACUUGCCUUGAAAGCUGCAUCUUCCUUAAACUAUCUGAGGGCACCUGGUAAGUGUGAUGAAUUAAUUUCAUUUCUUAAACAAAGCGGUUUCUCGAAAUCCCAUAUUGAACAAGCGGUCAAAAGAAAGCCUAACCUUCUAUGUUCUAAUCUUGAGAAAACCAUUAAACCCAAAUUCAAGAUUUUCAGAGACUUGGGAUUUUCAUCCGAGGAUAUUGCUGAUAUUGUAUCCGGUGAUCCCUGGAUUUUGAAUAGAAGAGUGGAUACAAUUGCACCUACUUUUUUAGAGUUAAAGAGUGUUAUAGGAUCGAAUGCCGGUGUUAUUAAGUUAUUAAAAACUUCAUCUUGGUUUUUGAAAUAUGAUUUGCAAAAGACUAUGAUGCCUAACUUAGAGUUCAUGAGAAGUUUUGGGAUUAGAUCGUCACAAAUUGUUAGAUAUGUCUUUGUCCAUCCUAGAUUUUUCUUGCAUAAACCUGAGAGCAUUAAGCAGCUUGUUAAACGGGCGGAUGACAUGGGAUUCAAUAGGAAGUCAAGUUUGUUUCUUGCAGCUAUUAGGACGUUGGGUUCAAUGAGUGAAGAGAAGUGGGAACUCAAGUUGAAGAUUUUUAGGAGCUUGGGGUUUUCUGAAGAUGAUAUCAUGUCUACUUUUAGGAGGAAACCCGAGGUGUUUACUGUGUCAGAAAGGAAGAUUAAAGAGGUCACAGCGUUUUUGCUUAGCAGAAAGAACACAGAUAUUUCUUUUAUAGUAAACUACCCGAUGGUGCUCACUUGUAGUCUUGAGCAUAGGCUGAAGCCUUGGCUACGGGUUAUUGAGAUUCUGGAAAGUAAGAAUUUGCUAAGCAGGAAAGUUAGUUUGAGUACACUUUUUAGGAUGUCCGAAAAGCAAUUCCGAGAUAAAUAUGUUCGUCCUUAUUCAAAAGAGCUUGAGAAAGCGUCCACGGCUAUUGCAGCUGAUAAUUGUUGAUUUUCAUAUGAUUAAUUGAGGCUUG